AACUCCCUGGCCCUGCUGGUUGAACCAACUGCAACCAAACCUGUGUCGUGGCAAGACGUGCGAAUUCUUCAGUCCCUCAUGUGCCAAGGAGAGCAUAGGCGAGCCCUCAGAUACAUGCAGGUGCAUGGCGGAGGCUUGGGCUCUGCUGCAGGAAGACGCCGCUCAGUUAAAGGAGGAAGAGCUAUUAAAAGACAUGUAUGACAUCUGUCGGGAGAUGGGACUAGUGGGAGACUUCCUGAGGCUGCCUUUCACAGACUCUGAACAAAAGUGUUUGGAGAAAUUUUUACGGACUCAUGAGAUUCUUUUAGUCCGGCACCUGCAGCGUGCCAACUGUACGGCAGCCCCACAGCUGAACCAGGCGAUGAACGUUCAUCUCAUGAACGACUGUGCUCCUCGCUGGAGACAGAGAGCAGUUGCCAGAAAUUCUCUCUCAGCCCAGCACGGCAAGACCCUUCCUAGAGGUCAGAGGCAGCUGGCUGUAGAGAGAGCCAAGCCUUACCAUCUGCCUUCGUCCGGACCAAGAGAAGCUGCAAGACCAAAGCCAUUCUCGACAGUAACAAAUCCUCAUUUUUAA
Phalacrocorax carbo (great cormorant) is the source of this 574-nucleotide messenger RNA. The record is from RefSeq and is a predicted model, not a curated record. Lineage: Eukaryota; Metazoa; Chordata; Aves; Suliformes; Phalacrocoracidae.